AUGGCAACUGGAAGGUCAUUUUCACAGCAGCAGCAUAUGGGUUCAUAUGCAGAAGGUUGUGGUUCCGAGGAUGUCCUGUAUACAGAGCUAUGGAAGGCUUGUGCUGGUCCAUUGGUGGAUGUUCCAAAAAUUAAAGAGAGAGUUUACUAUUUCCCACAAGGUCGCAUGGAACAAUUGGAGGCGUCAACAAAUGAGGAAUUGAAUCAGAAGAUAACAAUGUUUAAUCUGCCCUCAAAGAUCCUUUGUAGUGUUUAUAACAUCCAGCUACUGGCUGAAAAAGACACUGAUGAAGUCUAUGCACAAAUUACUUUGAUGCCGGAAGCAGAUAAAACUGAGUCAAGAAGUCCCGAUCGGUGUAAUCCUGAGCCUCCUAGGCCUACAGUUCACUCAUUCUGCAAGGUUUUGACAGCGUCCGAUACAAGCACCCAUGGUGGAUUUUCUGUUCUUCGUAAACAUGCAAACGAAUGCCUUCCUCCCUUGGAUAUGAGCCAGCAGACACCAACCCAGGAAUUGGUAGCCAAGGAUCUGCAUGGGACUGAAUGGCACUUUAAGCAUAUAUUUAGAGGUCAACCCCGAAGGCAUUUGCUGACAACAGGAUGGAGUACAUUUGUUAAUUCUAAGAGAUUAACUGCUGGGGAUUCUUUUGUAUUUCUGAGAGGAGAGAACGGAGAAUUACGCGUUGGGGUUAGACGCCGUACUCAUUAUCAGAGCUCCAUGCCAUCGUCAUUGAUUUCAAGUCAAAGCAUGCACCUAGGAGUUCUCGCAACUGCAUCUCAUGCCAUUGCCACCAAUACCAUUUUUGUUGUUUAUUACAAGCCAAGAACAAGUCAAUUCAUCAUAGACCUGAACAAAUAUCUAGAUGCUGAAAAUCAAGGUUUUGAAGUUGGCUCAAGAUUCAAGAUGCGAUUUGAGGGGGAGGAUUCUCCUGAAAGAAGGUUUUCAGGAACAAUCAUUGGGGUUGAAAAUUUCUCUCCUCAUUGGAAAGAUUCUAUGUGGCGAUCAUUAAAGGUUCAAUGGGAUGAACCUGCAUCCAUUCGAAGACCUGAAAGGGUUUCUCCAUGGGAGAUAGAACCAGUUGUUGUAUCAGUGCCCACGAGCCUGGCUCAAUCGGUGGCAACGAAGCAUAAAAGGUGUCGAUCACAUGUGGAAAACCCAGUUCCAGAAACUCCAACUUCAACAGCACCAGCUGCCUGGAAUCCGUCCCAUGAUUCACACGAAGUAAAUCACGCUCUUGAAAAACAGAGGAGUGUACAUAUAAAAAACUGUGGCAACCUUAAUUUAAACACUUCUGUGAAUGUGAUUGCCGAAGAAGCAGAAAAAAGUAAAAGCACCUCUGCUUGGUCCCUUUUUUCCAACCAUUUAGCUACACAUUCAGGAAAACAAAGUAAUGGCCCCAUGCCUUACUUGAAUGACAGGAAGGAAUCACAUAAUGUUGCAACAUGCCGAUUGUUUGGGGUCGAUCUAACCAGUCCUUCAAUAGGCGUCCUUGAUGAGAAUUCGACUAUAAAACUAGUCGAUAUACCAAGUGAUGCUUGUGAGGGAUAUGUUUCAAGUAAACUGUCUUCAGGUGAUUCAGAACAGAAAUCUUUUCUUUCAAAGGAUUCCAAAGAGUCAAAGCAAGAGAAGUUGGAAGUUCUAACGAAUGAGGUUCAUAAAAGAGAAAAUCACGUCUCCAGAAGUUGCACCAAGGUUCAUAUGCAAGGGGUCACAUUAGGUUUUGCGGUGGAUUUGACUGCAUUUAAGGGAUAUGGCGAGCUUAUAAGUGAACUGGAAGAGAUGUUUGGGAUCAAGGGGGAGCUGUGGCCACGAAAAAAAUGGGAAAUUAUUUUUACGGAUGACGAAGGUGAUGUGAUGCUCAUGGGAGAUGACCCAUGGCCGGAAUUCUGUAGCAUGGCACGGAUGAUUUUCAUUUGUCCUUGCCCGGAUGUGAAGAAAAUGCAAAGUGGAAGCAAGCUUCCUUUAUGCAGUGCCGACAAGUGA
This is a messenger RNA of Fraxinus pennsylvanica, 1980 nucleotides long. NCBI's taxonomy places the organism in Eukaryota, Viridiplantae, Streptophyta, Magnoliopsida, Lamiales, Oleaceae. The record is from the annotation of a GenBank genome assembly.